Messenger RNA from Meriones unguiculatus (Mongolian gerbil), 1756 nucleotides. RefSeq names its product 3 beta-hydroxysteroid dehydrogenase/Delta 5-->4-isomerase type 1-like. Gene Ontology annotation, biological process: steroid biosynthetic process. The transcript is spliced from 4 exons. Lineage: Eukaryota; Metazoa; Chordata; Mammalia; Rodentia; Muridae. Gene Ontology annotation, molecular function: 3-beta-hydroxy-Delta5-steroid dehydrogenase (NAD+) activity. The coding region runs from base 281 to 1402 and encodes 373 amino acids. The record is from RefSeq and is a predicted model, not a curated record.
AUGAAGCAAAGGUGCAAUGACAUGGGCUAGCAACAGGCAUCUAGGAAAAGGAGAAAUCUUACAACAUAGCCACACACUGUGAGUCUGACAGUCUCUUGACACACAUUGAAAUGCAUUGCUUAGUGCUGUGGAGAAAUAGCCCCAUGUCUUGUGAUCUGUGUUAUGAAUGGGCGGUGGGAAAACUGAGCAUGGGUAAAUCACCCUGUCUCUCUUUCUUGCCAUCUCUAAGGUCACCCUACAUUACCCCACCUCCCACUAUAAUCUGCUUCCUGUGUUGGCCAUGCCUGGGUGGAGCUGCCUGGUGACUGGAGCAGGAGGGUUUCUGGGCCAGAGAAUCGUCCACAUGUUGGUGCAGGAGAACGACCUGGAGGAGAUCAGGGUCCUGGACAAGGUCUUCAGACCAGAAACCAGGAAAAAAUUCUUCAACCUCAAGACAAACACAAAGGUGUCAGUGCUGGAGGGAGACAUUCUGGAUGCCCAGUACCUGAAGAGAGCCUGCCAGAGCAUCUCUGUGGUCAUCCACACCGCUGCUGUCAUUGAUGUCUCAGGGGUCUUUCGCAGACAGACAAUCCUAGAUGUGAAUCUGAAAGGUAGACAGUACCUAUUGGAAGCCUGUGUCCAAGCUAGUGUGCCAGUCUUCAUCUUCACCAGCUCAGUGGAGGUGGCAGGGCCCAACUCCUACAAGCAGAUCAUCUUGGAUGGCCAUGAAGAAGACAAUCUAGAAAGUACAUGGUCUGAUCCAUAUCCAUACAGCAAAAAGAUAGCUGAGAAGGCAGUGCUGGCAGCCAAUGGGUGUACCCUGAGAAAUGGUGGCACAUUACAUACUUGUGCCUUAAGGCCCAUGUACAUUUAUGGGGAAAAAAGCUCAUUCCUUUAUGACACAGUAACUUGUACUCUGAAAAAUAAGGCUGUUUUGGAUACUACUGGCAAAUUCUCUAGAGCCAACCCAGUGUAUGUGGACAACAUUGCCUGGGCACACAUUCUGGCUGCCAGGGGCCUACGAGACCCCAAGAAGUCACCCAACAUCCAAGGACAGUUCUAUUACAUCUCAGAUGACACCCCUCACCAAAGUUAUGAUGAUUUAAAUUAUGCCCUGAGCAAGGAAUGGGGCCUCCGCCUUGAUUCCAGUUGGAGCCUUCCUCUGCCCCUGCUCUACUGGCUUGCCUUCCUGCUGGAAACUGUGAGCUUCCUGCUGAGUCCAUUCUACAACUCCCGGCCCCCCUUUAAUUGCCGUUUGGUUAUACUUUUAAACAGCAUGUUUGCCUUCUCCUACAAGAAAGCCCAGCACGAUCUCGGCUAUGAGCCGUGUGUCACCUGGGAGGAAGCCAAGCAGAAAACCUCAGAGUGGAUCAGAACACUAGUGGAACAGCACAAAGAGACAAUGAACUCAAAGACUCGGUGAUGUAAAGAUGGCAGGGACAUGGCCCUGGGUGUUAUCAGAAAUCAUCCUCAGGUCCUCAGAAAGGAUACAGGCACAACCCAGGUCCUACUGCCACCCUUUGACAUAAAAGCCAACUUAGUGUCUUCCUAAAGUACCCAGAAUCCUUGCCAGGCACUGACCCAGCCACAAGCUUUCUUCCCCAAACACCUGCCCAGAGACACACAGGCCAUUGUGCCUCAGCUCCUGGUUUCUAACUACUAAGCGCUUCUUGUUGCUCAGAGAUCUCUCCAUGGGCUUCAACUCCCCAUUAACAGCAUUUCUCAUCUUUGGAAAAUUCUGCUUUGGUUUAUGCAGUUGAGUGAAAGAAACAAUAAA